AUUUUGAAAAAUUAUUUUUGCCGAUCUUGCAGUUUAUAAUCAAUUUAACUGAUAUGCCGGGAGACAUAGUAAGAUUAAACAUCGUAAGAUAUAUUCUUAAUAAUAUACUUCAAUUGUAACACAAUUUGUGUCAAUAUGCUGAACAAUCUAUCACGUAUACAGCUUGGAAACACAAAAUCUUUGUGUUUUGAAAGGAAAGAAAAAGAAAGGAGAACAAGAAACAUUGAGUUGAGCAAAUAUAGAGAUUUACAGAAAAUACAUGGACAAGGUGUCAAUGUGUUGGAUCUUGACCAGACUGAAAAUAGAUAUUUAUUGAGUGGUGGAGCUGAUGGAGUGUGUGCCAUAUAUGACACCUACAAUCUGUCUAAAUCCCUGUGCUACACAACCCCUACAGUAUGUACAGUAGGACGGUCCAAUCGCCAUGUUCACAAGUUCAGUGUCUACACAGUACAGUGGUACACUUUCGAUACAGGAAUGUUCAUUACGAGUGGAGCUGACAAAUUGAUGAAGAUCUGGGACACAAAUACACUAAAGCCUGCUGAUGAGUUUGAGUUUAGUGACAUAGUAUACAGUCACCACAUGUCCCCUAUUGCAAACAGCCAUGCCCUGAUAGCUGUAGGGACCAACAGUACCAAGAUAAAACUUGUGGACUUGAAGACUGGAUCAGCAUCUCACAUACUGAAAGGUCACAAUGGACCAAUCUAUGCAGUAAAGUGGUCUCCCAGGGAAGAGUAUGUUUUAGCUUCUGGAAGUCAAGACAAUAAAGUGAGACUCUGGGACAUCCGCAGUGCCAAAGGAAGCCUCAUGGUCCUUGAUAAGAAUAAUGUAGCUGAUGUCUCCAACAGUAAAUCAAGUGCAAGUGCACACAGCUCAGCUGUAAAUGGACUGUGUUUCACAGCAGACGGACUACACCUUCUAACAUUUGGGAUAGACAAAAAAUUACGCCUCUGGAAAACCUCAGAUGGAAAAAACACCAAUAUAGAAUAUGGAGAUAUAGGUAACAAUAACAAGAAGGCAGUUCAUUUAGCAGUCUCUCAAAACUGUUCAAAUGAUCUUGUUUACGUGCCAAAUCACCAUGACAUUGAUGUCAUGGAAAUUAAGACUGGUGAUUGGGUAAAAACAUUACGAGGUCACUACGGACAGGUUAAUUGUUGUAUUUAUGACUCGAACUGGCAAGAGUUAUACAGUGGGGCCAAUGAUAGGAACAUUUUAACAUGGAUUCCUCAGUUAGAAACUGAGAGAGCCUAUGACACACAUAUACUGCAACAGAAAGCUGAGAAAAGUAAAAAAGGGAUGGCGACUUAUAAUGAUGAAGCGCCAGUAGAUCAUGUGAUUGAAGUUACAGCAGAUACUUGGAGUGAUGAAGAUUGA
Messenger RNA from Owenia fusiformis, 1371 nucleotides. NCBI's taxonomy places the organism in Eukaryota, Metazoa, Annelida, Polychaeta, Sabellida, Oweniidae. The record is from the annotation of a GenBank genome assembly.